UGGCAACGUGUGUGUUUACAUCGGGACCGUGUGGAUGUUGUGGUGCGGAUGUGCGUCAAAACAGUAAACGUUUGAUUGAAGUAACAUGGAUAGGUGCGAAGAUGAGAGCGAGAUGGACACCGCAGAGGCUUUGAGCAGCGAUUCUGACUCAGAUGAAGUUGAUGAUGCCGUUGACGAAGAACGACAGAAGGAACUAUGGCUAAAAGUGGAGGAAUUUAGGAAGCAGGUGGAAGAAAAUCCCUUGUACUAUGAUGGGCAUGUGAGCUUGAUUACAACACUGCAAGAACUGUUUGAACUUGAAGAAGCAAGGAAGGCCAGAGAGAAGAUGAGUGAGGUAUACCCUCUUACACCAGAAUUGUGGCUACAGUGGAUUCGGGAUGAGCAGAAGGUUUGCACAACUGAUGAGGAACGACAGUAUAUUGUUGGUCUCUUUGAACGAGCUGUGAAAGAUUACACCAGUGUGCAGGUGUGGGUGGAGUACGUGAUGUUUAUGCUGGGUGGUGGUGAUAUAGAGGCCACUCGCAAGGUGGGAGACCGAGCUCUCACUGCUGCUGGGACACAUGUGGCAGAGGGUGUUCUGGUAUGGCAGGUAGUGCUACUUGUAGAGAAACAGGUGUACAAUGGACUACAGAGGCCAGGAGCAGUGCUGUCUGAACAGGAAACAGUUGACCUGGAGAAACAGCUUCGUAGGAUCCAGUCUCUUUACAAGAGGCAGAUGCGUGUCCCUCUGAUGAACAACGACUCUGAUAGCCUGCAGGAAGAAGCCUCAGAAUACUUUGAAGAGAACAUUGAAGAACAGAUGAAGGAAGACAUUAAGAAAGCUGAACAACGACUUAAAGACAAGAUCCCAUUUGAGGAUGAAUUACUGCAGUCAAAAAAUGAAGCUGAUAAGCUGGCAGUUUAUCGCCGUUACAUCACUGCCAUAAGGGAGUCAGACAACCCAGCUGCUGUUCAGAGUUUGUAUGAGAGAGCAGUGCUGGAUUUGUGCCUUGUUCCAGAUCUAUGGGAGGAGUAUGUCACUUUUGUAAUACGUCAGUUUCCUGGACUGGACUAUGUUGUUUUGCCUGUAUGUGAGCGAAGCCAAAGAAACUGCCCAUGGUCCUCUGCACUCUGUGAGCUCCACAUAACAGCACUGCAAAUGUUUGCUGUUGAAGGAGAAGAAAAAGCUACAGCAGCCUUGAUUAAAAGGGCACUUGAGAAGGGACUUGGCUGUGGCCUUCAGAUAGGAAGUGAUGCCACCCGAAUGUGGAUGGCUUACUUGAUUUUCCUGCGACGACAGAUCAAGUGGGAUCAGCCUCAUGAGGAUCAGCUAAAUUUUUUCAGAGAAGCAGCACAGCAAGCAAUAACAAUGAUUGAUAAGUAUUUUGGUGAUGAGGGAGACCCAGAGAGUCAGAUCCCUCGUUUCUGGGCCCGUAUUGAAGCACAGUUUGUGAGAGAUUGUGAAAGAACAAGAGAAAUAUGGAAUGACAUUAUAAUGAAAAGGAACAAUAAUUUCAAAAGUUCCAACUUAUGGCUAGAAUUCAUCAAUCUUGAGAGGAGCUUUGGUUCAGAAAAGCACUGCCGCAAACUGUUUCGGCGAGCCCUGGAAAGGGUUUGGGAUGAAGUGGAAAUCAUUAGUUUGGCAUACCUUCGUUUUGAACAAGAAACAGGAGACCUCGAAUCAAUGGAAGAGUUUAAGAAACGCUGUGAAGACAGGAUGAUAAUCGUUAACAAGAAGAGGGCUGAAGAUGCAGCAAAAUUAGAGGUAGCAGCUUCCCCAGAUAAUGAAAAAGGCAAAAGUGUAAAAGAGAAACGUAAGAAAAAUAAAGAAGGCAACAGAGAUGUGCCAAUGAAGGAGCACAACCAAAAUGGCAGUUCACAGGACAACAAGUUAUUCAAGGUUCCUCUUCCAGUCUCCAAAUCCAUAAAAGAAAAGAAAGGUGAUUCUACUGCUAUGUCAAAAUUAAAAAAGAGCAGUAAUUCAGAGUCUGCCAUGGCUCAGGAAAUCCCUAAGGUUGACUCUCCACCUGGAUUCAGGGACACAGUGAAAGAUGGUAAUAUGGAAGUGAAGCCAACCAACACCAGCCAGCAUGGGGAUGUAGAACCUCCACCAGGCUUCAAGGGAGAAGUUCCUCAAGCAUCAAAGGGGUCAAAGAGGCAAGCUGAAGACUCAAAAGAAGCUCAAGCCAAAAGAUUAAAAGUGGAGAAGCAGCAUGGAGUUCUUACCAGGGAUUCACCAUUAGAUGAGAUGUGCACUCUUUUCAUCAGCAACCUGGACUUCAAAACAAAUGAAAAGGAUGUCAUAGAAUUCUUUAAGAGAUGUGGAGAAAUUGUAGACUUCCGACUGGUGAAAAACUACAAGUGCCUCAGUAAAGGCUUUGGUUAUUUGGUCUUCAAGUCACAUGAAUCUGCCAUUAAGGGAUUAGAUAUGGAUCGCACUCCCCUCAAUGGAAGACCUGUCUUUGUGUCACCUUAUGAUCCAGAAAACCAUACACAUAAAUUUAAGUUUUCAACAGGUCUGGAAAAAGAAAAAUUGUUUGUGAGUGGACUUCCACUGUCCAUGACUGAAAAUGAUGUAAAAGAAGCAUUUCAAGCACAGGGAGAAAUUAAAUCUGUCAGAUUGGUCACAUAUCGAAAUGGACAUUCUAAAGGCCUUUGUUAUAUUGAGUAUCAUGAUGCUGAGACAGCAGCAAAGGCUCAACAAGCAAUGAAUGGAAUACAACUUGGUGACAAGACGAUAUCAGUCCUUAUCAGUAACCCUUCCAUGAAAAAGAAAACAGAGGAUGUAGCCCCUAAGCAAGUCAUGUUAGGGGGGGGCAGCAAACCAAAGAAGGCUGGUCCAGGGAGAGGCAAAGGAAUGUUCACCCUAGUACCUAGGGCACUUAUGCAGCAGCCAGUAGAAGCCCCACAACCAGACACUUCAGAGAAAUCUGCCAAAAAACUGAGUAAUGAUGAUUUCCGAAAUAUGUUAAAGAAAUAAUUAGGACAUGGUUUUGUAGGUAAAUAUAACUUUACUCCUCCCCAAAAAAAGUAGGAUGACAUAACCAUAGCAGAUCAUUCAGAAACAUACAAAAUAGGUUACAAACUCAAUGGGGAUAAAAUUAUGUAUGUACUUACAAACAUAAACAUUUUGUCAACAUACUUUAUUAUGGAACUUGAAAUUUUUAUACUAUUUGGAAAUUUAUAUAUAUAUA
Molecule: messenger RNA, 3173 nt
Organism: Scylla paramamosain (green mud crab)
Lineage: Eukaryota; Metazoa; Arthropoda; Malacostraca; Decapoda; Portunidae
Product: squamous cell carcinoma antigen recognized by T-cells 3-like
Exons: 14
Coding region: 86-2959 (957 amino acids)
Biological process (GO): RNA processing
Molecular function (GO): protein binding; RNA binding
Source: RefSeq, a predicted model, not a curated record